UCAGUCUUGUCUUUAUUCUUUGCCACUCUUGUCCGCUGUUUUGUCCUGGCUGCUCCAGUAUAAUUUUGACUCCGGAAACUUUGUGUUUUUUGCGAAGAAAACUUUGCCAAAUAAUAUUUUCUAUUUUAUAAUCUCGUCAGGUGAAAGGUUAUCAUCAUGUUUGAGGCGAAAUUGCAACAGGCCGGAACUCUGAAGAAGAUUCUGGACGCGAUCAAGGAACUCUUGACGGAAGCUACGUUCGAUUGCACCGACUCUGGCAUCCAACUUCAAGCCAUGGAUAACUCUCACGUUUCCCUUGUCUCACUCAACUUGCGAGCUGAUGGUUUCGAAACGUACCGGUGUGACCGCAAUGUCUCGAUGGGCAUGAAUUUGACCUCGCUGGGGAAGAUUCUAAAGUGCUGCAGUGCUGAUGACGUGGUCACCAUGAAGGCGCAGGACGCCGCGGAUAUUGUCACAUUCGUCUUCGAAGCCAGUAAUCAAGAACGAGUGUCUGACUUUGAUAUGAAACUUAUGAAUUUGGAUCAGGAGCAUUUGGGAAUUCCGGAAACUGAUUAUGCUUGCGUCGUAAAAAUGCCAUCUGCUGAAUUCGCUCGAGUCAUCCGUGACCUGUCUCAGUUUGGGGAAAGCAUCACUUUCUCCUGCUCCAAGGCUGGUGUCAAGUUUUCUUCCACGGGAGACAUUGGAACUGGAAAUGUCAAGGUAGCACAGUCUUCUUCUGUCGACUCUAAAGAUGCCACCACAAUCGAACUCCAGGAGCCGGUCACACUUACUUUCGCUUCAAGGUACCUUGGAUUGUUUGCAAAAGCAUCCGGUUUGUCUGAACGCGUCCAGCUCAGCAUGUCGCCCGAAGUCCCACUCGUCGUGGAAUUCAAGAUCAACGACAUUGGCUACGUUCGAUACUACCUGGCACCCAAAAUUGAGGAUGAUGAUGGCAACUAACUAACAACCUACCUACCUUUACCACCAUUUUUAUUUCGGUUCAUCAUUUUUUGAUUUUUGUGUGAAUAUUCUUAAUAACCUAUUUAAAUGUGUUUUUUGAUGCCGAGUUAAUAAAUCAUUGAUUGAUUGAUACAGAAUAAAAUCUCAA
Messenger RNA from Folsomia candida, 1087 nucleotides. It is a transcript of the gene PCNA, whose product is annotated as proliferating cell nuclear antigen. Lineage: Eukaryota; Metazoa; Arthropoda; Collembola; Entomobryomorpha; Isotomidae. The transcript has 4 exons. The record is from RefSeq and is a predicted model, not a curated record. Bases 157 to 939 code for a protein of 260 amino acids. Gene Ontology annotation, biological process: regulation of DNA replication; leading strand elongation; translesion synthesis. Gene Ontology annotation, cellular component: PCNA complex. Gene Ontology annotation, molecular function: DNA polymerase processivity factor activity; DNA binding.